This is a messenger RNA of Thlaspi arvense, 474 nucleotides long. NCBI's taxonomy places the organism in Eukaryota, Viridiplantae, Streptophyta, Magnoliopsida, Brassicales, Brassicaceae. The record is from the annotation of a GenBank genome assembly.
AUGUACACGGGUAACAUUACAACUUAUACUAGAGUAUGGGACUCGUUCAUGGAGUCUAUGAUCACACGUGUCGGCCUAUCUCGAUCUCGGUACUUGGCUGAUGUAUCUCCUCGGAUAGGUGAAAGACUUGAUGACAAUAUAUACGUGAUGAUGCAGUGUAUUCCAGGGAUAUCCACUGACCAGUGUGAAGCUUGUCUUCAAGAAAACGUGCGUUCAUACAAGAGAUGCUGCAAUGGGUUUAUAGGUGGAAGCGUUGGCAAGCCGGUGUGCUAUUUCCGGUGGGAUGGUUAUGCAUAUCUUGAUGCCUUUGAUGCCUUCAACGACACGCAUUCUCGACCUACUCCUACUCCUCCUCCUCCUCCUCCUCCUCCUUUUCCUGCUCCUCCUCCUCCUCCUCAAGAUGGACAAAAAAUUGCUACAGGAGCUAUUGUGGCCAUUGCUGUUUCCUCGGUUAUAUUCAUGGUGAGCUUCUAA